This is a messenger RNA of Lontra canadensis (Northern American river otter), 2922 nucleotides long. It is a transcript of the gene FHL5, whose product is annotated as four and a half LIM domains 5. The transcript has 6 exons. Gene Ontology annotation, cellular component: Z disc; nucleus. The record is from RefSeq and is a predicted model, not a curated record. NCBI's taxonomy places the organism in Eukaryota, Metazoa, Chordata, Mammalia, Carnivora, Mustelidae. Gene Ontology annotation, molecular function: transcription coactivator activity. Gene Ontology annotation, biological process: positive regulation of transcription by RNA polymerase II. Bases 310 to 1116 code for a protein of 268 amino acids.
GUAGGAGUCAGCUAUGCGCACAUCACAAGACUUGGAGGAAACCAACUCACUCCCCUAUUUCCUUCUACAAAGCUGAAAAAGCUGCAGUUGGGAGGGACCCUCAGAUAGCUCUGGUGGUCCAUCUGUUCCUUUUGGAGUUGACAUUUGAAAGUGUUGGUGGACAAAAAUCAUCAUCAUAUAUUCUCCUUUCAUACUCUUUAAAUCACAGGAAAAGGCAGCCUUGAGAAAAAGACUGAUCCAAAAUGACAACUCAAUUUGAUUGUCAAUACUGCACAGCAUCACUUCUUGGGAAGAAGUAUGUACUAAAGAAUGACAAUCCAUAUUGUGUUUCAUGUUAUGAUCGUAUCUUUUCUAACGAUUGUGAGGAGUGCAAAGAACCAAUCGAAUCAGGUUCCAAGGAUCUUUGUUAUAAAGGCCGACACUGGCAUGAAGCAUGCUUCAACUGUGCCAAAUGCAAUCACUCUUUGGUGGAAAAGCCUUUUGCUGCCAAGGAUGAGCGCCUGCUGUGCUCAGAGUGCUAUUCUAACGAGUGCUCCUGCAAGUGCUUCCACUGCAAGAAGACCAUCAUGCCUGGUUCUUAUUUGGGGUGGCACAGGUUCCCGCAAAAUGGAAUUUAAGGGAAACUACUGGCAUGAAACCUGCUUUGUGUGUGAGCAUUGCCGACAGCCAAUAGGAACUAAACCCUUGAUUUCCAAAGAGAGUGGCAAUUAUUGUGUGCCAUGUUUUGAGAAGGAGUUUGCUCAUUACUGCAGCUUUUGUAAGAAGGUGAUAACAUCAGGUGGGAUAACGUUUCAUGACCAGCCAUGGCAUAAAGAGUGUUUUCUGUGCAGUGGCUGUAGGAAAGAGCUCUGUGAAGAAGAGUUUAUGUCCAGAGAUGAUUAUCCAUUCUGUCUGGACUGUUACAAUCAUCUUUAUGCCAAAAAGUGUGCAGCCUGCACCAAGUCCAUUACUGGUCUCAGAGGUGCCAAGUUUAUCUGCUUUCAAGACCGCCAGUGGCACAGUGAAUGCUUUAACUGUGGAAAGUGCUCGGUCUCCUUGGUGGGGGAAGGCUUCCUAACCCAGAACAAGGAAAUCUUCUGCCGCAAAUGUGGCUCUGGAUUGGACACUGACAUCUAGAGGGAGACAGCCCUUCCUCACCUGAAAUCCACCUUGCUUUUGUUCUCACUAAAUCCAGACCUUGCUUGAAGUAGUAUUUCUGACUUAUGUUUCAGCACAUUUUAAUGCAGAGUUUAUAGCAGGAGGAUUUUUGCACACACACACACUGAUGGAACUAUAUCAUAAGAGCUCAGAAAAAGCAGUCAAACAGGAAUGAACAUAUCCUAACUCACAAAGGCAUCUCUCCUUGCAAAAUACUGCACUCUGCUGUUAAAAACAUAGGAAAAUAUCUCCUUAUUGCAAUCAAACAUAUGACCUAUACCUAGAAGUAUGGAUGUUAUUACCAAAGACUAAUGUUUUCAAAACUGCAGAGUAAAAAAGGAAAUUAAGAGAUUAAAUUGACAGGCACAUGUAAAGCUAAUGUUUGCAUUCCCAGCUAGCUAGUUAUAUAUAAGGUGAUAGACUGGCUAUUGUUGGUAGAAGAACAAAACUGAUCAGAAAAACUGAUCAGUAAUCAUCCUAUUUGAGAAUUCUGCCCCUUUAUCAUUCUUUUAUUCACACAUACUGACUUUAGAGCUCCAAAACAAAACUGCAAUUUGCCGCCCUCUAUGCUGCUUCCAGAGCUAGUUGGUUCCAUGUUUAACAAAUGGAAAUGAGAAUUUGGACACUGUGGCUCUCAUACUCUGCAUGGUUAUGAAGGGGUCCUCUCUACCUGGGGAUAAUUAAAGCCUAGGUUUCAACACAUGUUGCACCAAAUGCAUUUUCAAAGCCCACAUGAUUUUUCUAAAUACUUAACAGAUUCCAUGAAAGAGAAGUCUAUUCUCUCAAAUGAGCUAACUGGGGUAAUCAUUGUCCCCAAAGGCAAACCUUUAAAGUAAAUAGAUCAUUAAGUCAUCACUUGUGGAAAUGAGUUUUAGGAAAGGGAUUGAGCGAUGGAACAUGACUUUCAUCCAGAUAUCUACAGGCAUAAUAGAAUGCAUAAUUACCUCUGAGCUUCAUGCAUUUUGCCUUCUAAAAUUACACAGAUGAUUAAUGAGAAGACAUGAAAGUGGGCUUUGACGGAAUUUAGUAAUAAUAAGAAGUGAGAAAAAAUAAUUCACUGCUGAUAAUUCUGGACCUGCACAGCAAUACCAUAGACCAAUAUGGGCUGUAGAUGAGCCCUCCCCACUGUUGCGCCACACGUGUGCCACCCACCUCACCCCAUGCCAACUAUGUCCCAAGAGUUCCAAUCUCCUGCAUGGCCCACAGGUGCACUCCCAACCCUAAGCAGCCAUUCUACAAAUAAGUCAGUGUUUAUCGGUCACACGAGAAGAAACAGCCUUAAUGAAAAGUCUAUCACCAUAUGCGUGUCUUUUUGCCAGACAUCAAUUAAUGAUCACCCUACCUAGCUGCAAUAUUUUCCACAUUAUGAGGGACAAAUGGAAAGCAAACUCUUUUCUCCAUGGUCAAUUACUGUCUUUGUUAUAGUGUCACUUAGCUGGAGUAGAGGGAGGUCAGAAGAAAGCCACGCGGACGUAACAUUUUUAUAAGUGUCUACUUUCAGAUUACUGCCUAGCACUAAAGGUUCUGAUUGAAACCUAAUUAUAUGAUGUAGCUGAUUACAGUGAUUAAAAUAGUAUCACAGGAGAUGUAAUUAAAAUUGUUAUGGAAACACAAUUUUUGAAAUAGUUCAAAAUGCAAGGACAUUUGGAGAUGCUAACAAUUUAGAGUUGCUAAUAAAAGGUCAGGCUACAAAGGCUGUUUGAAAGAUACAACUGUCUUUUUUUUGUCUAUGUGUAGUAACAACACCAAGAUAACUUUUCACAUUCACAGUGUAAGACGUCGGUA